Messenger RNA from Brassica napus (rape), 3595 nucleotides. RefSeq lists its product as uncharacterized. The record is from RefSeq and is a predicted model, not a curated record. NCBI's taxonomy places the organism in Eukaryota, Viridiplantae, Streptophyta, Magnoliopsida, Brassicales, Brassicaceae. The transcript has 3 exons. The coding region runs from base 24 to 860 and encodes 278 amino acids.
CCACCUUCAUUAUUUGUUCUUAGAUGUACAGAAGCAAGAAGACUGAUGACCCAAAUCAAGGAAAUCAAGGAUUUUCGUUUGAACACGGAGCUGGUUACACUUACAACCUUGGCCAACUUCCAAUGCUACAAAGUUUUGACCAAAGGCCUUCUACUAGUUUAGGAUACGGUGGCGGUUCAUGGACGGACCAUAGACGCCAGGUCUACCGUAGCCCUUGGAGAGGCUUAACAGCACGAGACAGUACAAGAACAAGACCCACACUGUUUAGCUCACAGUCUGGCGAGAGAUUUCGUGAAGUUAGUAAUAGUAUUCUUGAUGAUACGAAUAAAACUAUUUCGUUUCGAAUCAAUUCUCAUGAAGCUGCUAGAGCGAGCAAUGGAGUAGGUGAAUCAGUUCCAAGUAUUCAUAGAAGCUUUCUUGAAGGUAUGAAAACGUUAAAUAAAUCAUGGGGACAAAGCCUCUCCUCCAAUCCUAAUUCUUCGACCGCAUCAGGGCCACAAGAUCAUAUUGAUACCAUAUUAAGUUCUAAUCAAAGGGAAAAUCCUAGAGUGGCAGAAGAAACGGAGAAUGUUUUGAAAAGGAAAAAGUUGUUACUGUCAGAUGAUUGCAAUAAGUCGGUCCAAGAUUUGGAUCUAAGCUUGUCCCUUAAGGUACAUCGGACUCACAACAACCUUGGAGACUGCUUGUUAGAAGAUGAAGAAAAAGAACUUGACGAUCAUGAGGAUAUCAAGGGUUUGUCUCUGUCAUUAUCUUCGUCGAGUUCAUCAAAACUCGGUCGAGACUUUAGGAAAGAAGUUCAAAAUGAUCCUAAAAAGAGAAAGAUUUCGGUCUUGGCACGUCCCCUUGAUCUCACUUUAUGAAUAUAUAAUAAGAUAUAUAUACGUAUAUUCUAAGUGAGAUCUUGAGGUACUUGUUGAUGGAAGACGGUUCUUUGUUGUUUAUCAUUCGUUGCAUACUUGUGACAAGACCCAUAACUAAGGUAAUAAUAGAUACAUUUUUAAAACGCUGUUCUGGUAUUUUUUCCCAUAUAAUUUUUUCGAGAUGUUAAAUGCUUAUUUAAAUAUAAAUGUUUGUGAUCGAGUUGUGAACAGAGAUUCGUUUUAUCCUGAAUAGUAACCAAUAAAAAUGAUUAGUGAGUCUAUAUGGUUUUGAGAGUUACAAGACAUUGCACGUUGUCUUGGUUGUGUCUUGUUGUGAGACGUUGCAAAUGUAUGCAUAGUUUCCGCUUUCACUCACUCUCACACAAGUAUCCUAAGCCAAUAUUUUUUCCCCUAGCAUGGAAAUCUUGUCAGUAAAUUUAUGCAAUAACGUUAAGCCAGUGAAGGUUAUAUAUGCAAUCGUACAUGCUUGGGUUGAUCUCGAUAACCUUUUCCUGUCUUAUUUGACACAAAAUAAAACUUUUCCUGUCUCUAUCUUAUGAAAUGCUCACUUGCAGGUACCCAUGUCAACAUAAAUUAUGUUAAAUUACAUCGUGUUUUGACAUCUAACGGCAAACUAACCGUUGUCAACUUUUCAAAAUCAAUUCUCAAUUUAAGUGAUCUUAAUAUAGUUGUAGAUGAUGUAACAAAUCAAAUUGCGCUAGGUAUGGCUGAGACAUUAGAAUAAUACUUAUCAUUUGUAAUAUACUUAACCCCAACUAAAACCAUCAAUUUUUCUUCCCAUUCCACUCUUUUAGUAUAUUGUCCUGACAAUACUCACUCCUUUUUUAUAUAUAUUUUUUUUGGUAAUCCCACUCCUUUUAUAUUACAACGGAAGUUCUUUGAAUAUUUGUUUCUUCUCUCAUAUCACUUUGUUUAAAAAAAAAUAAAAGAGAAAGACAAGAAGACAGAUGUACUUGCCAUAGAUAUAUGUCUUCACUCUUGAUCUCCUCGAUAGACAACAGAAAUGUUUGUUAUUCGCAUAUACUAGUUUUCUUAUCAUCUAGGGUCUUGAAAACAAUAUUUGACUAUAUUGUAUUAUAUACUAGGAUCGGUCCGCGAUACACGUGGAAUUUUACUUUUGUUAGUUUCAUUAUGUUCAAAUUAUUUUUUGUGUUAAGACUUAAGUUAUACAAUCAUUGUUACUCAUUAUUUAUGUGAAAUCUUUGUUUAUAUAAAAUAUUAUGAUAUUCAAUGUCAUAUUCGUUGUUGAUUAAAUUUUUAUAUACGAUUUUUUGAAUGAAGUAGUGUAAAUCUUCAUUUAUUUAAGAUAUAUGGAUAUUAAAUGUCAAAGACACCAUUGACAAAAUUUCUAUAUAUGAUAGUUACAAUUGUUUGAAUAGAGCAAUGUUACAUAUUAAUUUUUCUAAAUUAAUUUUUGAAGUAUACUUAAAUUGAUUAUGUAAUAAUUGUUACUUGUACUUUUCUAUAAUUUCCACACAAAAAUAUGUGAUUCACUCUUUUUAUGCAUGAUUUUUAAUAAAAUGUGAAAAUAUCAUAAAUUAUUUUUAAUGAAAUUUUCUAUUUAUUUUUGAAACUUAUAUAUUUUAAAUUAUAGCAUAUAUUUUAUAAAAUUAUUUAUUUUGACAAAAUUUUCAUCAAUCUUAAGUUUUGUGAUGCAUUGUAACUCAGUAGUUCAAAAACACUGAGCUAUACUUUAGAGCAUUAUGUAUAGCAACUCAAACUGUAUUGUUUUAUUAUAUUAUAUAUUUUUUUCAAACUAUUUUUUUCACUUUUUCAUUAUGUAUUAACUUUCGGUUAUAAUUUUUCAUUAUUAUUUUAUUAAUUCUCUCAAUUUAUCUCGGUGAACAUAAAAUGAAAUAAAAUUCGGUGAGUUAGUAAUUUUUAUUUCUAUUGGCCAGAUGAAAAGAGAAAAAUGAUAAUGUAAAUUGAUUUCUCUUUUUUUGUUCUUAUUAAUUUGCUCUUUUUAUUCAUAAAAUUUAUAUAUUUUUGGAUUAUUGUAUGUAUUUUCAAUUAAUUUAGAUGCUGACUAAAUUUUAGUUAAAUUCAACUUAAUUUAACUAAAUUUUCAUUUUUUGUUUGUUAUGUUUUGUAUGUUUUUGUUUUCAAAUUUAUUAUGCUUAGGUUCUUGAGAGAAGAAUACGGUGAACCCUAGCAGUCGAUCGUUGCUCUCUGAAAGAAUAAGUCUGCCAUUAACAGACUGGGCUUAGAUUUUGGAGUGGCGGAGAACAAAGAGGGAUGAAACCUAAAAUCAGAUGAAUUGAAAGGAUUAGGUUUCUAGCUAUCGGGCUUGGUUCAUUGAACAACAAAUGAAGCUCAAAAACCAUACGAAGCCCAAUUAUAUCGGAGCAGGCAAUUAAUGAUAUGCAGCGUAUUUAGGGAAGAGACACGUGUCGUCUGAUAGAGAGCUGACUUAUUUAGGUGUCCGCCUACGUGACUUCACCAGGAAUAGACAAACUCUACUUUGUAAUAAUAGAUUUGAGAAUAUUUACAUUUUUGUGAGGGAAUCAAAAAUCUACAAAAGGUUUUUGUUGUUCUGUGUCUACUUGUGUUGUUUGUAUAAUUUUCUUCCCAAUCCUUAAUAUUUUGGACAGUAUAUAUAAGUCAAAUAUUUAUGUAAGGUGAAAGAUCCUUUUGUUGUUAAUAUUUGACAUAUCGUAGCAUUUUUACAAUACAUAUUUUUCUUCAUUUUCCAUUACCUAAAUGCCAUAUCGAAU